AUGGAGGCCAUGAACAUGCACCAAGAAGGCGCCCCCCACGGCUGCCCCAGCCUGGCCUCCAACCCCAACUUCGUCUGCGUCACUGCCAAAUCUGCCCAGGGCAGAGCCCAGUUUGCGCUGCCUCGGGAAACGACCAUCCGGCAGUUCAAGGAGGGGCUUUCCAAGCACUUCCAGUGUGAGAGACGCCAGUUGGUGCUGGUCUUCUUCGGGAGGAUCUUGAAGGACCAGUGCACCCUCCAGCAGUGCGGGAUCAGUGAUGGGAUGACCGUCCACCUGGUCAUCCGGUCCCCGAAGGGAGGCCCAGAAGACCCUACUCAAUCAUCCUACAUGCCCAGGACCCCAAGCUGCACCCUGGCACCAACCGGCACCAGCCUGACCCUGCCGGCUUUGAAGCCAACCUGCCAUGGUUCUUGGGGCCCCCCAGAGUGGCACCAGAUGCCAACCUCCGAGAUGGUUGUUCAGAAGGUACGGCAGCUGAUCUUGGCCAACCCAGAGAUCCAGCAGCUGGCUCAGCAGUUCCCUGCCAUCUGCCACAUCCUGAACAACAUGGGCAUCAUGCGGGUGAUCUUGGACAAGAUGAGAGAAAUCAUGGACCUGGCCAAGAACUCUGACGUGGAGCAGGACCUGAAGAACCCGGAGCCACUCCUGCUGAGCGUUCAGAGCAACACUCCCGGUGGAGACAACCCCUUGAGGCAACUCAACAGUGAGGUCCAGGAGCCAGGGCUGAAUGCGGGCCAGGGCCCCCUUGCCACCCCCAGCCCUUACGUCACCCUGGCCCGGAACCCUUCUGCAGAACACAAGGCCAGGGACGGCGAGGGAGGAGGCUCCCUGUGCUCCGACUCUUUCCCCAUCUCCAACAGCUACGGGAGGUUUUGCACCAACAACUCGAGCAACGAGGAAGGCGGCCUCUUCAACAGCCUUCCCGGCCUCCUUGGGUCUUCCCUGCCCAGCCUUGGGCCCAACCCCGGGGCAGGAGCGGGUAACGUGGGGGGCGUCCAGGCCCUGAUUGUCAACCUCUGCAACGCUUACACCCAGCGUGCGAUGCUCUCCCUCAUGCAGAACGCCCUGCUGGCCAACGAAGGGACGCAGGGCCCCCACCAGGACCACGUCCAGCAGCAGCUGCAGAGCUUCUACCGGCAGAUGCAGAGGCCAGAGAUGGUGGCCGCCUUGUCCAGCCCAAAGGCCAUCCAGGCCUGGGUGCAGAUGGAGCAGGGCCUGCAGAUGCUGAGGGAGGAAGCCCCGGUGCUCCUACCCUGGUUCCUGCUGCACAUGAAGGGCCUAGGGCUCACCUCUGCGCCGGGAGCCCUGGCCGCCGGCUCUCCCUCGGAAGAACUACCGGCUGUUCUGGAGUAG
Thamnophis sirtalis is the source of this 1353-nucleotide messenger RNA. RefSeq names its product ubiquilin-1-like. Gene Ontology annotation, biological process: ubiquitin-dependent protein catabolic process. Gene Ontology annotation, cellular component: cytosol. The record is from RefSeq and is a predicted model, not a curated record. Gene Ontology annotation, molecular function: polyubiquitin modification-dependent protein binding. NCBI's taxonomy places the organism in Eukaryota, Metazoa, Chordata, Lepidosauria, Squamata, Natricidae.